This is a messenger RNA of Saccharomycopsis crataegensis, 1407 nucleotides long. RefSeq lists its product as uncharacterized. The transcript has 2 exons. Bases 1 to 1407 code for a protein of 468 amino acids. The record is from RefSeq and is a predicted model, not a curated record. Lineage: Eukaryota; Fungi; Ascomycota; Saccharomycetes; Ascoideales; Saccharomycopsidaceae.
AUGUCCUUGCCAAUUUUGAGAGCUGAAGAGAAUAUCGAUGAAAACUUUGAUGAAUCAUUGGAACAAGCCAAGAAUGAUGGUCAUUUCAAUACUUUGAAUAAAAUUUCCAUUAAUAAGGCAGCUUUUGAUAAUCCGUUGACAUUGAGAAUUAAAGACAUCAAUGAUAGUAAUAAUUUAGAAUCAACUUUGAAUAUCGCUGAGUAUUCCAAAAAAGGCCUUAACCGGGAGAAACAUGAACCAGUGAUUCCUGGCUCGUUACCAAAUGAAUUUUCCUUCAAGCACAUUAAUGUAAUUGCACAAGAAGAAGAAAAAGAAGAAGAGGAAAACGAUGAUCAAGAAUUUGUUGAUACAAAUGAGAAUGGCCAAAUUUCAACUGCUGCUUCAUCUAAUAGAGUUUUUUCCAAGAUUUCUAGUACAACUUCGUCUCCAAAUAUCACUUCAUUAUUGGAGUCUUUUUCACCAAUCUAUGGAAUAAAUAGUCAAAAUGAAUUCGUGGCAUUCAAUGACAAAAGGAAAAUUGGCAACUAUUUAGAGUCUGGGAGAGUAUCUUUACAGAUGACUGCUAAUUUUUGUAAUAACAUCGAGUUGCAUGUCAACAAGCUUGCAGAUGGACGUAUUGGGUCAGGAAAUUUACAAGAUAAUGUCACUAGUAUCCAACAGAAUUCCAAGGAGGUGAUUCCGGGAAAGUCUGAAGAAAGAAGAGAUCUAGAUGCAAAAAUUAAUAUUGUCAAGUUUGAAAAAAUUAAUGUUGUUGAACAAAUUGCACCAGAUUCGGAAAGUGAAGAAUUCAGUAUUUCAUAUGAUGAGGGAGGUGUUGAGUUGCAAGACUUGAAUUUUUCUUCUAAGAAUUAUCAAAAGUAUAAUAUUGCUGAGGACAAAGAGUUGACCAAUGAUACAGUCAAAACCAUUAAGACACGCUACAAGUCUGGGAAAAUUUCACUAUUGCCUGAUAAUGCGUCGUUGAAUUUAUUUGGACUAAAAAAGCCAAUGAAUGUUCAUGCUAUGCCGUUCUUCUGCACCACCGAUGAAAUAAUUUCUCCAGAUGAAAUGAAGUUAUUAACUAUUUUGGAUUACGAAAUCAAUAAGGAAGUAAAAUCCCAAGAUACUGAAAUGCCAAAGCUAUUUGUUCAAAGGGUUUGGAAACGUGUGAAAGAUAUGUUUACAAUAGAGGAUUAUCGAAGCAAAUAUUUAUGGGAUGAUAUAUUGCGCUCAUCGGAAGAAGGCGAACAUUCCAUACCUGCUCAACAGGGCUUAGAAAUUAACCAGUCGAUACUUUCCGUCAAUAAUACUGAUAUGCUUCCAUAUGAUAUUAAUAAAUCACCAAUAGAAGACAUGACAACUGGUGACAAAUCUAUCAAUCGCAGAGAGUAUAAAUUUAUUCCAUCAAUGAGGAGCGUUAAAAUAUAG